This is a messenger RNA of Aspergillus lentulus, 1989 nucleotides long. RefSeq lists its product as uncharacterized. The record is from RefSeq and is a predicted model, not a curated record. Lineage: Eukaryota; Fungi; Ascomycota; Eurotiomycetes; Eurotiales; Aspergillaceae.
AUGAGACUCCGCGAGAGUAUCCGGCCACCUGAGCGCUUCAAUUCCGAGCUGAUCAUUACACCAUCACGAAAGAAGACUUUGCGCGAAUCUAGAAAUCCGAGAACCCCUCGUUUUAUCGAUUACAAUCCAAACCUACCUCCUGCUGCAUUCCCCACGCUUGACCCGGCCAACCUCUCCCAAUCCAGGACUGGUGAACAAGACCGGGCGGAAGUCGAGCAGAAUGGCGUAGCUAAAGCGCUGCAACGCGACGCCAGCUCAAUUGACUUUCACGAGGGCGAUACGGAAGAUAAAGAGACAUGGGAGAAACUUGACGAUAUCUCAAUCGAUGAGCUUGAGGAUCUCAUUGCGAGCAAUGUGGAACUCAAUCCUAUCUAUGUCAAAAACAUGGAAAUCAUGGCGACUGCAGAAACAUCGUCUUCUUCUGAUAUGGACAUGGAAGAUAGCGAUCCUGACGAGCCGAUGACAGACGUGGAUGGCCGUCACGCAGAGUCCAUCAGGUUCAUUCAUGACCCAGAAUGGUCUGACCUUUCUCCGAGAUUGCAAGCAGAGAUCGCCAUCAACCUCAGCCAACACUACAGAUGGGCAACAGUCUAUAGCAAGCUUGGCUUGGGAGAAAAAGAACGCGAGGAGCUACAGCAACUCAUCAGACGCCGUGACCAUCAAGUUGCGAUGGAAGACUCGGCGCUGCAUGCGAUGAGGGCAAAACAACUGAGAGCGCUCCUCAGAAUCGAUAAUAGUUCGGCCAGCCGCAACAAGACGCCUCACAAGCUGGUCUUUCGCAAAAUUUCCCGCAAGACCAAUCAAAGGCUCAGAGGCAACAUAGGAACGGACUAUCUCCUGUGUGAAUUCGGGGAACUCCUGAACGCCAGGCGAUUCUUGCAAAGACGUGGGAUCGAAAGACAUUAUGCCGGGAAGUGGAGUGGCAGUCUCGUGACAUGGCCGAGGGCUCAAGAUGCAUCUGACGCCGAGAGAAGAGAAAGCCAAGGAGAUUCGAUGGUCACUGGGCCAGUGACUCCGUUCGGGGUUGGUUCGAUCACCGUAAACGACCAUAGACACGAUUUCGCUGAUUCUAGUAGGCCUCCUCCGGCUACUCCUCCGCAUCGCAUUAUUCACACAACUGAAGGUAUUGAAGGAGCUCUCGUACAGUACCAGGAAAGAGAUCUGCCUCCUCGCAAACUCUAUCAUCGUGGAGAACGUACCCGACGACUGAUCGUCCGCUUAAAACUCGGCCAACCAAGGGCUAAGUUUUUCCAAGCAUGGAAGAAGUCUGCUCAUCCGCGAAGACUGGUACGAUCCUUACCACCUCUCGAUGUCUUUUAUCAAGCAUCAUCGAGACUUGAAGACUUUGACGGAGGAGCUGGCACGAUAUCAACCUCGGCUGCAGAUUCAGGCCAUUCCGCUCUAGAUGAUUUCACGCAGUCGCUACGCAAUGCCAUCAACGAGGAUUGGCAGCGAGGCUUACUCGAGCUCGAGGAUACAUCUUUGAGUUCCUGUUGGAAGAAAUUCCAGCGAGAGUUACAACAGGCUACAUUUGAGCCAGACACAAGCGAGGUCGUGGAAAUCUUGGACUCGUAUGUACACACUGACCGGCAUUCGGAGCUUUCUGAGGUCAUACCAUGUAUCAACCUCACAGAUGUCGGCCUUCCUUCACGGCCAACAACACCUGGUAGAGUUAUGUCACCCAGGAGUGUCGAUUAUGUCCAGAGUGGAGAAGAUGACUUCGCACCAUUCAGCGAAGCAAAAACUCCACGAACAAGCCCUAUCAUCGACAGCCCAGGCAGCAGCUGCUGGGAAGCUUGUUCGGAUCGUGCAGCAUACUCACCGACGACACCACUGACCACCGUCACCAACACUUUCGAUUUCCUUGAAGACAAUCACAGCGAGAAGAGUGACACUGACUGGGAGGACGCAGAAGACGAGGAAGAAGAGGACGAGAUGAUCUUGGUACCAGCCAUGGGACCAGUAAGAGGGGCAGCUGCUCAGGGAUAG